AUGCACUUCGUCACAUCUCUCAUCGCCGGCGUCGCCAUGCUCGCCACGGCGAGCGCCACUGUCCAAGGCGGCGCCCCCGUGGACGAUCUCAAGUUCGCAAAAAAGUUCAACCAGAACUGCCAGCAAAUCUCUGGCGGUCCAAACGGAGCGAUCUGCCCAGACGGCGACUUGUAUUGGUGCAAAGACGGUAGGGCCAUAUUUUGCCAGACAUGCCAAACUGGAUGUACCGCCGAUGAAAAUGGCAAGGUCGGCUACUGCAACGAAGGGCCUACAAACCCCAAGUGCCUUUAA
Fulvia fulva is the source of this 291-nucleotide messenger RNA. RefSeq names its product Ecp1. Lineage: Eukaryota; Fungi; Ascomycota; Dothideomycetes; Mycosphaerellales; Mycosphaerellaceae. The coding region runs from base 1 to 291 and encodes 96 amino acids. The record is from RefSeq and is a predicted model, not a curated record. The transcript has 3 exons.